Baudoinia panamericana UAMH 10762 is the source of this 915-nucleotide messenger RNA. RefSeq lists its product as uncharacterized. NCBI's taxonomy places the organism in Eukaryota, Fungi, Ascomycota, Dothideomycetes, Mycosphaerellales, Teratosphaeriaceae. Bases 96 to 806 code for a protein of 236 amino acids. Gene Ontology annotation, molecular function: carboxylic ester hydrolase activity; palmitoyl-(protein) hydrolase activity. Gene Ontology annotation, cellular component: cytoplasm. The record is from RefSeq and is a predicted model, not a curated record. The transcript is spliced from 3 exons. Gene Ontology annotation, biological process: protein depalmitoylation.
CCAACGUGGACGACAAACAGAUCAAUUAGCUAAGAUUGCUUUGAUAUCACAGAGAAGCCAGCUUAGCGUUCGCAAACGGCAGAGUAUCGGCGGAGAUGUCUUCCUCGAAGGCAGCCUUGGUGGUACCGGCCCUCAAGCGCCACACCUCCACAGUUAUUGUAGCGCACGGAUUGGGAGACAGCGGCGCAGGGUGGAUGUUCCUGGCGGACCAAUGGCGAUCCGCCAACAAGUUCCCGGAAACCAAGUUCAUCUUUCCCAAUGCGCCCCAGAUACCGAUCACUGUGAACAUGGGCAUGCGUAUGCCGGGUUGGUAUGACAUAGCCGACUUCGGCGACCUUGCCAACCGAUCUGAAGACGAAGCGGGCAUUCUACGAUCGCAGAAAGUCUUCCACACACUCAUCUCAGACGAGAUCAAGGCCGGCAUCCCAACCGAGCGGAUCGUGUUGGGUGGUUUCAGUCAAGGUGGUGCCAUGAGUCUGAUGGCUGGGAUUACCUGUCCUUCAAAGCUCGGCGGUAUCUUUGGGCUUAGCUGUUAUUUGUUGCUGAAGGAUAAGGUGCAGUCACUGGUGCCUAAGGAGAGUCCCAACAAGGAUACGCCUAUCUUCAUGGGCCAUGGCGACGCAGAUCCGGUCGUUAGGCAUGAGUGGGGACAGUUGACGGCGAAUAUGCUGAAGCAGUGGGGUUGGAAUGUCGACUUCAAGACGUACAAGGGCUUGCCCCACAGUGCCGCUCCACGAGAGAUUGAGGAUCUAGAGAAGUAUCUGACCGAGAGAAUACCGCCUGUCGGUGACAAGAGUGGCUAUUGACUAGAGCCCGGAACGGAGAAGGCGCCGUACGAUGCAGGCGAGACUAAGAUUGUGAUUGCUGUUGCUUUGCUCGUGGUUUCAUGGCUUGCCACUGUCGCCCUAUGGCGGG